CACACCGGUCGGGCUGAAUCGGAAUGCGGGCAUCAGUUAUAGCCGGUCAGACGGUACAAGGUCCCAGUCGCGUGUAUUCAAUUACUCGAUUUAAUUUUCUAUAACGGGAAAGGUGGAGAAGAUUGACGCGUUAAGAAGGUUAUUCGCUCUCCCUGGAAACACCAUGGCCAGAGGAAGCGACGAGUCUGUGAACGGAUCGUGGAAAAAGCAGGUGGAUGAUAUCAGGAAGAUAUUCGAGUUUAAAGAGAUCCUCGGCACUGGGGCUUUUUCGGAGGUGGUUCUAGCCCAGGAAAAGGCCACGGGUGAGAUGUACGCGGUGAAAUGCAUUCCCAAAAAAGCGCUCCGAGGAAAAGAGAGCGGAAUCGAAAACGAAAUUGCAGUCCUGAGGAAAAUCAAGCAUGAGAACAUUGUGGCUCUGGAUGACAUUUAUGAAAGCCCCACUCAUCUUUAUCUAAUAAUGCAACUCGUGUCAGGUGGCGAACUGUUCGACCGUAUCGUAGAAAGAGGCUUCUACACCGAGCGAGACGCGAGCGCUUUAAUUAAACAAGUCCUGGAUGCGGUUAACUACCUCCAUUUGUUGGGGAUCGUCCACAGGGAUCUUAAGCCUGAGAAUCUGCUGUAUUUUAACUCGCAUGAAGAAUCUAAGAUUAUGAUAAGCGAUUUUGGGCUGUCCAAGAUGGAGGGUGCCGCCAAUGAUAUCAUGUCAACAGCGUGUGGGACCCCAGGCUACGUUGCACCAGAGGUAUUGGCACAAAAACCUUACAGCAAAGCAGUGGACUGCUGGUCUAUCGGUGUUAUUGCUUAUAUUCUGUUGUGUGGAUAUCCUCCGUUUUACGACGAGAACGACUCUAAACUUUUUGAGCAAAUACUAAGAGCCGAUUAUGAGUUUGAUUCCCCAUACUGGGACGACAUUUCAGAUUCGGCUAAAGACUUCAUCAGUAACCUGAUGUUGAAGGAUCCAGAAAAGAGGCUCACCUGUGAAGAGGCUCUCUUGCAUCCAUGGAUAGCCGGUGACACUGCUUUGUGCAAGAACAUCCAUGAAUCAGUCAGUAGACAGAUGAAGAAAAACUUUGCAAAAGCUAAAUGGCGGCAAGCAUUUAAUGCAACCGCGGUGAUCAGACACAUGAGGCGUCUUCAGCUGGGCAGCAGUAUGGAUUCUUCACAGCACAGGAAACAGAAUCAGAUGUCCAUGCCAGGAAAGAGUCAGUCAGUCGAUGUGUCCACAGUCAGCCGCAAUGACUCCCUUGAAGAGGGUGUUAUCUAUGUCUAGGUCUGGCCACGCAACAAGCGUCCAACUCGAGGAAAGGAACGCCUGAGGGCCAUCCACGCCCAUCCACAGUCACCACCAUCAUAACAGGCUCUAAAUGACAUCACUUCCUGUCGGACUGCUUACCUAGAGGCUGCAACACUUCGGAAAUGUUGUGGUACAACACACUGUCUUCUGUUUAUCGGUAACUUCCAUUGUCACAGUCACCUGUUGAUGUUCCUGUUUCCCUCUUUGGAAAGGCAAUGAGCCGCUACACGAUAGUCACAUGCAACUACUGUGUAAUUGAGGGGACCGUAAUAGCGGGCAAAGCUGCUGACAGGGGCGUAUGUGCCAAUUUAUCGCAGGUUUAUUUGACGUGACUCUUGAAUGGAGAAUAGCGUUUGCGCUGGUCUGAGUAUUAAACUACAUCAGGAUGCAAGUGAAAGCACAAGAGCUGUAAAACAGGUUUCAUUCAUAAAACAGCUGUUGUAAUUUUGCUGCUGUGUUUUAAUCUGCUGCUGUUUUGAACAAUCAAACAAAAGAUGUCAGUUUAAAAUCAUGCAUAAUGUUUAGAGAAGUUAAUGUAGUGAAUAUAAAGGCUUAUAAAUAGAAUCUAGAUAUGUCUAUAUGUAUAGGUGAAUGUGAGUGAAAUAUUGUAUUAAAUAAUGUGACAUAUAAUGGUUUUAUCAAUAGUUAAUAAUAUUAGUAAAAGGUUAUGGAGUGAUAUCUGUGUCAAAUGUUUUUGAAGGUCUGUAUAAAAUAAUUCAGUGAAAUGCACUUUUGGAGGUGUUUUGUGUAUGUUUUGGAUUUAUGCUAAUGCAUUUUCAAUUAGUUUUUUGAUAACUGGAGUUAACAAUUUAGAUCAAUUCACGUUAUAGUGUUUAUGUUACAGUGUAUUUGCAUAAUAAGUAUUGAAUAAUUUAUUUUGUGAAAUUGCGUAUUUAAAGUUGACACUGAAAUUAAAUAUGUUGUGAUAUAUAUUGUGAUAUAUAUGUAACAUAAACACUGUAAUGAUUUCAUCAUCACUUUUAUUUUAUUAUUAAAUAAGAAAACCAAACUUUCAAAUAUUUUUGUUCUUCACUCAGCAAUGUUUUGUCACAAAUCUAAAUGGAUUAUAUCAGCUUCAGUGACAGAAUAGCUAUAGUAUAAUGAACAUUUGUAUUUACUUACCUUGAAAAUGACAAAAAUGUCACACAUUGUCCAGUUUGUCUGUGGAUGUUUAGAGAGAUGUCUAAUGAAUUAUGACCAUGAGAGAACCGUUUCUGCUGUCGUCGUGGGACUUCAUACCAGUGGUCUGAAUUUAGCACCCAAAUGUGAAUUCUUUCAGUUUAUUCUCUUCAGUGGAUUUGUUCUGUGUGAGUGAAUGGCCGUUGAAUUUAUAUUUUCAUUAAAAUUUAUUUCACAAAGA
Messenger RNA from Misgurnus anguillicaudatus (oriental weatherfish), 2654 nucleotides. RefSeq names its product calcium/calmodulin-dependent protein kinase 1Db (gene camk1db). The record is from RefSeq and is a predicted model, not a curated record. Gene Ontology annotation, biological process: protein phosphorylation. NCBI's taxonomy places the organism in Eukaryota, Metazoa, Chordata, Actinopteri, Cypriniformes, Cobitidae. Gene Ontology annotation, molecular function: ATP binding; protein kinase activity.